AUGGGCAAGCUCACCAGCACGAUCGGCAUCCCAAUUAAGCUCCUCAACGAAGCGCAGGGCCAUGUCGUGACGCUCGAGAUCACAUCCGGUGUUGUUUACCGGGGGAAGCUUUUGGAAGCCGAGGACAACAUGAACGUCCAGCUCAAGGAUAUCACUGUCACCGCUCGCGACGGUCGUGUCUCGCAUCUCGACCAGGUGUACAUCCGCGGCAGUCAUGUGCGAUUCUUCAUCGUGCCAGACAUGCUGAGAAACGCUCCCAUGUUCCGUUCACGAGGCCAGCGCGGGCGCGGUGUCGGUUUGGCGCGUGGUAAGGCCACAGUGCAGCGUGCGCGCGGCCAGCGCCGGGGUUAA
Penicillium canescens is the source of this 351-nucleotide messenger RNA. Its product is annotated as putative small nuclear ribonucleoprotein SmD3. NCBI's taxonomy places the organism in Eukaryota, Fungi, Ascomycota, Eurotiomycetes, Eurotiales, Aspergillaceae. Gene Ontology annotation, cellular component: U2 snRNP; U1 snRNP; U5 snRNP. The transcript is spliced from 4 exons. Gene Ontology annotation, biological process: spliceosomal snRNP assembly; RNA processing. The record is from RefSeq and is a predicted model, not a curated record. Gene Ontology annotation, molecular function: RNA binding. The coding region runs from base 1 to 351 and encodes 116 amino acids.